Pristis pectinata (smalltooth sawfish) is the source of this 1188-nucleotide messenger RNA. RefSeq names its product relaxin family peptide receptor 3.3a3 (gene rxfp3.3a3). Gene Ontology annotation, biological process: immune response; G protein-coupled receptor signaling pathway. Gene Ontology annotation, cellular component: membrane. The record is from RefSeq and is a predicted model, not a curated record. Gene Ontology annotation, molecular function: G protein-coupled receptor activity. Bases 1 to 1188 code for a protein of 395 amino acids. The transcript has a single exon. Lineage: Eukaryota; Metazoa; Chordata; Chondrichthyes; Rhinopristiformes; Pristidae.
AUGGAUGACUUGACGCUGAACGCUACCGUGUGGAUUUACAACUCUACCCUGAUGUCUGGAGCCCAGAACUGCAGCCUGUACGAGAUGGAGCUUCACGGAGACGGCUCCCCCGCCUUGAGAAUCAUCAUCUCCAUCACCUACUCGAUGGUUUGCGCCGUCGGUCUGGUGGGAAACUUGCUGGUCCUUCUCCUGAUGAAGGCGAAGCCAGGACGCAGCAAAUCCACCAUCUGCGUCUUCAUUCUCAACCUGGCAGUGACCGACUUCCAGUUCGUCCUGACCCUGCCGUUCUGGGCGGUGGACACGGCUCUGGACUUCAGCUGGCCCUUUGGAGAUGCCAUGUGUAAGAUCAUCCAGUCAGUGACCGUCAUGAACAUGUACGCGGGAGUUUUCUUCCUGACUGCCAUGGGCAUAGCCCGUUACUGGUCGGUGGCAUCGGCUCUGAAGACCAGGUGUAACCGGCUGUCCUGUUCGGUCAAGUGGAUCAGCGUCCUACUAUGGGCCGCCGCUGGCCUGGCCACGCUGCCCACGGCUGUCUUCUCCACUGUCAGCACCACUGCUGGCGAGAAACUGUGUCUGCUGGACUUCCCGGACGAUGGACAAUACUGGCUGGCUCUCUACCACAUCCAGAAGAUCAUCCUGGCCUUUAUCCUGCCCAUGGUCACCCUGUCCGUCUGUUACCUGCUCCUUCUCAGGUUCCUGAGGAAACAACACAUCGGCAGCCACAAUCCCCGGAGAAAGUCCCGAGUAACCAGGUCCAUCACCAUCAUUAUGCUUUCCUUCUUCCUCUGCUGGCUACCCAAUCACAUGAUAACAUUUUGGGGAGUCCUGGUCAAACUCAACGUCAUACCUUGGGACAAGACAUACUACUCCAUGCAAACCUACGCUUUCCCAGUCACCGUGUGCUUGGCACACACGAACAGCUGCCUGAACCCAGUGCUGUACUGCUUAAUGAGGAGAGAGUUCAGGAAAUCCAUGAAAGAGAUCUUCUGGAAGAUCUCCACGCCGGCUUUGACACAUAAGGUUGCAAUACGACCCUUCUGCAGCCCCGUAAGUCGGGAACCCACACACGUCCAGGCCGGAAUCCCCCUGAACAUUAUUGAGAGCGCUCACCACAGCCGAGAUUCCGACUCCAACAGUAGAGGUGAAAAUGGUCCCUCCAACUGCACCUCCGAGCCGAAGACCAAUUAA